This is a messenger RNA of Mucor velutinosus, 6129 nucleotides long. RefSeq names its product copper transpport protein. Lineage: Eukaryota; Fungi; Mucoromycota; Mucoromycetes; Mucorales; Mucoraceae. The record is from RefSeq and is a predicted model, not a curated record. Gene Ontology annotation, molecular function: ATP-dependent chromatin remodeler activity; ATP binding. Bases 1 to 6129 code for a protein of 2042 amino acids. The transcript has 8 exons.
AUGGCACAUCAGGGACAUCAUUCGCAACAGCAGCAACAACAACAUUCACAACAACCAACCGCUGGUAUUGUGAUGGGUCAACCGUAUCACUCGCAUCAUCCAGGCAUUGGACUUGAUCAGGAUGAUUUGUUCUCUGAUUACUUGGGAACAAAUGGCACAGCAGAUUUUAAUCAGCAACUUUUUGUAGAUACUCCAUCUGAUGGUAUUGAUUUUACUACUGCUACAGCUGCAAAUACUGCUUUCUAUGGCAAUAGUCCACAGUAUCCCAGCCAUUUUAUACCGCAAUCUCAACAACAACCACAGCCUAGUCAGCAGCAGUUUGUGAAUUUAAUGCACUUUAAUCAACCACAACCACAGCCACCACCACCACCACCACAGCAACAAGAGUCAUACUCUUAUCAUUCUUCCGCUGUUGCCGCUGCUGCUGCCGCUGCUGCUGCUCAACAACAGCUUCAGGGCAGUUUUGACGGGGUCCCAAUCUCUGGUCCCAAUCAACCAUCUCGAAUGUAUGCCAUGGCCAAUCAAUUGCAGAAUUUCUCACCUACUUAUAUGCAUCAACAAGCUCAAAUAUCUUCUGCUCAACCUCAAGCCCAACCUCAGUCGCAGUAUGGUAACAAUAUGCAACAUAUGGAUCCCAAUGUGCAGUAUCAAAAGCAAUUGCAACAGCAGCAGCAGCAGCAGCAGCAGCAGCAACAGCAGUUGAUGUUACAGAGACAACAACAGAUGCAAUUGCAGCAGCAACAAAGACAGCAGCAACAACAACAUCAACAGUUGCAACAGAGACAAAUGCAACAGCAGCAACAGCAAAGACAGCAACAACAACAACAACAACAACAACAACAACAACAGCAGCAAAUGCCUCAUGGUAACGCUCCUCGUCAACAGGCCUCUCUGCCACCACCACCACUACAGCACCACCAACAACAGCAACGUCAUGUACAUCAUCAAAUAAAGCAACCAUCUCAACAAUAUCGCCCACAACAACCUUAUCAACAGCAAAUCAUGUUCCAACAGCAACCUCAGCAGCACUCGCCUAUUCCCUCUUCCAAGUCUACGAGUGCUGCUGCUGCUGCACCCAAACGAUCCAAUAGAGCCACUACGAAAAGAAAGGUCAAGUAUGAGGAAUCAUCCGACGAAGAUGACAAUCUAGACGAUGUAUUGGGAGCCGACGACGAGAUGGACGAAGUGGCCGAGCAAUCGGAUGACAGUGAUUUCGACAUCAAUCCCAAUGGACCAUCAACCAGCAAAUCGAAAUCGGCAGCUGCUGCCCAUCUGCCAGCAGCUCCCUUGGCUGAAGCACCUCCUGUCAUGGUGCCUAUGCCCACCAAGAUAUUUGAAAAGAUGUUGGAUUAUCGAUUGAGUCCUGUCAAUGGCCAACCUGAGCUUUUAGUGAAAUAUAAGCAUUCAAGCUAUCGCCAUGUUGAGUGGGUGCCCAAGGAAAAGAUCGAAGCUGAGCAUUUGGGUAAACACCGUGUCAAAAAGUUUCUCACCAAGUGGAAUCAAGAAGGACAACGUGGUGAGGAUUUCAACGAGUAUCUGAAGGUGGAUCGUGUGAUUGAUGAAGGCGAGUUGGUGGAUCCCGUGACAGGAGAGCCUAGUAUCUAUUAUUUGGUGAAAUGGAAUGGACAGCUCUAUGAUGCUUGUACGUGGGAGAGUGAAGAGGAUGUACAGCAGAUGGACACGUCCAAAAUUGCCGAAUACCAAAAAAACCGCAUUAUUCCUCAGGAAAAGCUACCCAAUCCACCCAGACGACCUGACUACACGCAAUUUGUCAAAUAUGAAGCGGGUGCCAAGUAUAAAUUUGGCAAUGAAUUAAGACCGUAUCAACUGGAGGGCCUCAACUGGAUUCGAUUUUGCUACUACAACUAUCGUUCGUGUAUUUUGGCUGAUGAAAUGGGUCUUGGUAAAACAGUGCAGUCGGUCACCUUUUUGAAUGAUGUGUAUUACAAAUUGAAUGUCAGAGGACCCUUUUUGAUUGUGGCACCAUUAUCCACGAUUCCGCACUGGGAGAGAGCUGUGCGCGCUUGGACCGACCUGAAUGUCAUCGAUUACCGUGGAAACACGUUUGCCCGUGAUUUAAUUGUGGAAACCGAGUUUUACUACAAGGAUGUGCAAAGCAAGCGUAUUCCCAAUCGAUACAAGUUCGAUGUGCUUAUUACUACGUAUGAAAUGGCGUCUGCGGGAUCACCUCAUAUCAAGGAUAUUCCAUGGAAAUGUGCUGUAUUUGAUGAGGCGCAUCGUUUGAAAAACAAACAAUCCAAAGUAGGAGAGAUCCUCAAGACAUUUUCGAUUGAUCACAAACUGCUGCUGACUGGAACACCACUGCAAAACAAUCUAGACGAGCUCUACAGUCUUUUGAAUUUCAUGCAGCCCGAAGUCUUUAACAAUGAGAGAGCCUUCUUUGCAGAAUACGGCAACUUGCAAACAGCAGCAGAGGUAGAGAAACUUCAAGCUCUGUUGAAGCCCAUCAUGUUGCGUCGUUUCAAGGAAGAUGUGGAAAAGAGCAUCCCCGUCAAGGAAGAAACUGUCAUUGAAGUAGAAUUAACCAACUCUCAAAAGAAAUGGUAUCGUGCUAUUUUGGAGAAGAAUUUCAGCUUUCUUCGCAAAGGAGCCAAGUCCAACAAGGAGAUGCCUCAGCUACGUAACAUCGUGAUGCAGUUGCGAAAGUGCUGCAUCCACCCCUAUUUAUUAGACGGUGCUGAAGAGAUGAUUGUCAACGACAGUGGUGCUAGAAACAUUCAAGAUCAGUUCAAGUGCUUGAUUGAUUCUUCAGGUAAACUAGUGUUAAUUGACAAGCUGCUGCGCAAGUUGUUUGAAGGCAACCACAAGGUUUUGAUCUUUUCUCAAUUUACAAGUUGUCUCGAUAUUUUGUCUGAUUAUCUUCGUGGGCGCCAAUACCCACACGAACGCAUUGACGGCAGUAUUCCCGGUGAGCAAAGGCAGGCCUCUAUUGAUCGUUUCUCCACCUUGCCCAUCAACCAAUCGUUUGUGUUUCUCCUGUGUACGCGAGCAGGUGGUGUGGGCAUCAACUUGACAGCAGCAGACACCUGUAUUAUCUUUGACAGUGAUUGGAACCCUCAAAAUGAUCUACAAGCACAAGCGCGUUGUCACCGCAUUGGACAAACCAAACCCGUGCAAGUAUAUCGCUUGAUCUGUCGCAACACGUACGAAAAGGACAUGUUUGAUCGCGCUGGUAUGAAGUUGGGCCUGGACAAAGCCGUAAUGCAGCGCAUGAACAACGGUGCCAGCAACAACACGCCCAGCCCUGACGAAGAAUCGGCACACAUCUCCAAAAACGAACUGAACAGAAGGGAGAUUGAAGAUCUGCUAAAGAAGGGUGCUUAUGGUGCUGUCAUGGACGAUGAGGAGAGCAAGCAGUUUUGCGAGGAAGACAUUGAUCAGAUUUUGGAAAGACGCACUACUGUGAUUCGGCAUGAGGGAAAUGAAAAGGGCAGUAUUUUCUCCAAGGCCACCUUCUCGUCUUCCGCGGGUCAAGAUGUCGAAUUGGAUGAUCCUGAUUUCUGGGAGAAAUGGGCCACCAAGGCCAAUUUAGAUGUCAAUGAUGUGCAAGAUGAAAAUGAACUGAUUGUCUAUGAGCCACGUCGUCGUCGUCAAGUCCAGCGAUUCGGUAUUCGUUCUGUAGACGGUGCUUAUGAGUCCGCCGAUAAUGCAGAUGACUCGGAUGCGUAUGAAGAUGAGACGGAAAGGAACAGGAAACGAGAUGCCAUUCGACCCUGGACACUGUCUGAAAAGACCAAAUAUGAACGCAAGCUUAUGAUCUACGGUUACGGUCCCUGGAAGCAGAUGCAAGCGCAUUUCCCUCGUCGCACGGAGAAGGAUCUCAAGGCUGCCACCAAGUGUUUGAUGCGUAAAGUGAAGCAUGUCAUUGAAGUCAACUCGGAAGAAGACCGUAAGCUGAUUCAAGACAUUGAAACUAUCUUGCAGAGUGAAGCAGACGAUGAAUCACGCGACGAAAACGUGCCUUACAUUGGAGCCAACAAGAGACAAACUGCAGAAUUUAAAUCCUUUUUGAUCGAAGCACCUCAAGACUACAUUGAACACAUUGAGAGAAAGGGCCGCAACUUUUUGCUUCGUAUUCAAAUGCUGCACAUGGUCAGAGACCGUAUCGUGCCCAAAGACUGGGAGGAGGCCAAGCGAUUGCCUAUUCCCAAGGUGACAGGCUCGCUGCCGUGCGACUGGUGGGGCGAAUCGGAGGACCGUGACCUGUUGCUUGGUAUCUGCAAACAUGGCUACCAACAGUAUCUAACGAUGCGUAAAGACAAGGAGUUUUGCUUUUUUGGUAAAAAGUAUGACGAUAGUAAAGCUGGGACACUGCAAGAAGACGACGAUGAACAGGACAAGCAUCAAGACGAUGGAUCUGAUUUUGGAGGCUUUUCUGACGCAGAUGCCACCGUGUAUGUAUGGCCAUCCAAAGCAGAUAUUGGUAUGCGUCUUCGUCGUAUCAUUGCCGCCUUUCUACGUGAACAAGGCCUUGAAAAGAGGCGUCGUGCUCUUGCAGACGGCUCUGUUGAAGGAGAAUCCCCUGCUGCUGUUACUGGAGGAGGAGGAGCGGGUGGAUCUAGUCGCUCAUCGCGUCAACGCUCAAGAGCAGGUGAUUCUGGUAAUCGAUGGCAAAAAAAGAACCGCAGUGAUUUUCUGCGCACGAUCCUCUCUUUUGGUGUGGAAACGGUAGCUGGCGAUCCAAACAUUAAAUGGGAUAGAUUUAGAGAAAUUUCAGGCUUGGAGAAACGCACCGAUGCCUCGCUGGAUGCUUACUAUGUCAAAUUUAUAGCAGCUUGCAAGGAGGUCAUGAAGAGACAGCAGCAAAAGACAGAGGACGAGGAUCAAAAGAGCCGAGAAUCCAGUGAAGAAGCUGGUGGGGCUACAGCAGAGGAAGUGGAGUUGGCAGAUCAGAUUCCUUAUGACAAAGCGAGACGUGCCCUGAAGCGUGUGGAUCAGAUGAAAAAGAUUCGUGAGUUAGUAGUGGUUGACCCCGAGUUUGAAAAUUCGUUGGAAAGAGCUAGAAAGACUUCAGGUUUACCAACCUGGUGGGAGGUGCCUUUGCAUGAUAGAGCCUUGUUGCACGGCAUUUGCAAGCAUGGUAUUGGUAGACAUGAUCUCAUGGUGACAGAUCAAGAAUUGCCCUUCCAUCAAGUCGUCAAGGAUGCCAUGGCAGGUGUCGACCCCGAAGAGGCUGAAUCAGAAUCCAUUCCCAACAUCUUGAGCCGCAUCUCAUGGCCUAAAGAGCUAGUAAUUGCAAGACGUAUCGAUGCCUUGUGCGAGUUGAUUCUCAAGCCCAAACCUCAGAAACGACAAAUUCGUAGUCGCAAGCGCAAAUCGCCUGCCCCUAGCAACACUACUACGGAAGAGCCUUCCUCCUCCACAACGACGGCUAAUACCACACCGCAUCCAGCAGAAGUUCCUCUUCCUCCCACUGCUACUCCACUGUUACCACCAUCCUCAUCCUCAUCACAAUCUGGUUACCGUCCAUCUAAAACAGGCGGUAAAACUAUUCCACCCGAGAUUGCAGCAGCCAUUGCUCCUCCACCUCACGUAGCCAACCGUAGAUACCUUAGUGAUGUAGCUACCACUAGCGACGAAGACGACUACGAGGAUGAGGAGGAUGAGGAAGAACAAGAGGAAAUUAGACAAAAGCGUGCUCGUUAUCAACUGUACCAACAGCAGCAGCAACAAAAACAACUACAAGAGCAACAGCGCAUGCAACAACAGAUGCAAUUACAACAACAACAGCAGCAGCAGCAGCGUCAGUUGCAACAGCAACAGCAAAAGCACCAGCAACACCAUCUUAGCCGCCAUCACCAUCCUGUAGUAGCACACACACCUGUCAAACCACAAGGUUUUAAAUACCCCCCACAACACCAUCCUCAUCAGCAUCAACAAGCUACUUCUUCAUCUUCAUCUACUUUUGCUUAUACCAACCAUCAUAACCAUACAGCUUCAUCCACACCCACGACUGCAAUGACUCCAUCCGAAAAGAGCACGCCAUCUAGCACUGUGGAUGAAGAUGGCGAUGAAGAUGAAGAUAUGGAAGAUGGUGAAGUGUCUGAUUCUGAGGAUGAUGACGAUGACAAUAGUGUAUCAAAUGGUUCGCCUGCAUUUGGAUUUUAA